AUGCGCCGGCCGGCUGGCAUAAAUCCCCGCGGUGCAAUGAAUGCCGACUCCACCAGAAUGCCCAACAACCGUUCCACGUCCAACGGGGUGUCUGGUGCUCGGAGACGAAGCCAGAGGGCCUGUGAUAUGUGUUACCGGAAAAAGACCAAAUGUGAGGUCGAAGGGCCUCAAAUGGUCUGUCUCCAAUGCAUUCGACGUAAGACCAAGUGUGUAUUUCCUUCGCAACAACAGCCGCAGCCACAGCCGCAAGAGAAUGAUAAUGAAACGCAAAGUAGUGAUCAGUAUGUUGAGUCCUUAAAAGAUCGUUUGGAGAGGGUUGAAGCCUUACUGGUGGCGGCUGGUGUCUUGCACGAGAGCGAUAUUGGUCAAGAUGCCCGUUCAGAGGACGAGGACGAUGAUCAGUAUGAAGAUGAAGAUGAAUAUUGGGAGAAUAAUGACCGUCCAACUUCGUCUGGCCGUGUAUCAGAUCUCUCUGAAGUCUCAGAGACCCAUGAAAGUGAAGACUCUAGAUACUUCGGCCGCUGCAGUUCACUCUCUAUUUUAUCACGGAGUGGAAUUGAGUGGAUCAAGAACAAAACUGGGGAUACCAGUUUCAUGAGCAUUGUAUCUACUCGCUCAACCCAUGAUGAUCCGUGGAACGAAUGGCGUCCAGAUGUUUUUCAUGAUCUAUUUGCCUCUCGAGUCUAUAAACCACUUCCGCCAAGAUCCGAGGUGUUUUCUCUUAUCAAGGACUUCUUUCGAACCGCAAAUCGUUUAUUCCCAAUCUACCAUGAAGCUUCGUUCAUGAAGAUGGUCGAAUGGCAGUAUACACAACAGACAUGUGAUGAUGCUGCUCGAUGGGCCAGUAUCAACAUCGUAAUAUGUUUGGCUUAUGAGUACCGAUUCUCCAAUAGCCUGAAACCGGAGAAAGACCGAGAAAAGGCCCGCUUAUACUUUAAGAAUGCCAUGUCUGUUUUCACAGAGCUGGCACUGCGGCGCACGGAUCUAUUAAGUGUGCAGGCUUUGAUCAGUAUGGGCUUCUUUCUUCGGGGUAAUUCUGGCACCCAAUAUGCACUACCAUUCAUGACGGCGGCAAUGCGGUCAUGCCAGAGAAUGGGACUUCAUCGGAAUAUUCCAAGACCAGAUUUGAGCCCUGCCCAGCAAGAGCAAAGGCGACGUGUGUUCUGGGUGGCUUUUACGGUCGACCAAAGCACAUGCCUGAGGGCUGGAAAUGCACCAUCUCAACACCCUGAUGAUUUUGAUGUUCCUCUCCCACAAUUGACAGAAGAUGAUAAUGACCCCGAAGUGGCCCCGAAUAUUCACUUUUUCUGCCAGCUUUGUCGCAUGUGUCUUAUCAAAAGUCGGAUUUAUUGCCGGCUGUACUCUGCCAAGUCCCUGCUCAAGGAGCCCGAGGAGAUCUAUGAAACCGUCAAAGAGCUCAGUGCUGAACUCGAGCUGUGGAAAAAAGACUAUCCUUUCGCUGAAGUACCAAGGUUGAAGGGCGCCGAAAGUGACUUUUUGUUUGGCUUUGCCUCCGUUGGCCUCCACUUCGUCUACUAUAAUGCCUUGAUCAUGAUUCAUCGGAUUCCCCUUCUUCUGAACUUCUUAAUAACGCGUCGUGAGGGGGAUUCGGAAGAGCUGGUGUCCCUCAGCAAAGCAUCAGCCUCAAAAUCAGCCGUCAUUUGCGUGACAGCCGCACGAGAUACUUUGAGACUGGUGAAUAACAUGCCUUGGGGUGACAUCGCCUGGCUCUGGUCUUUAUUAUACUAUGUCUUCCUCUCAACAGCUACUAUAUUCUCCAAUAUUCUUCGAGAUACUCGCAGUCCAGAGGUGAAGGAAGAUCUUAAGUCUCUCAAUAUGGCAGCGACGUUCUUUGCAACCCUUGUAUCUGGUGAUGGCCCAGCAAGCUAUGCAGGCUUCAUGACUCAAAUGAGUGCCACGUUGGAACGCAUCGCAAGACUGGCUGUCGAUAGAGACGAGAAACGGACUCGGAGCCUCGAUGACGAAGACAACGAAGAUCAACCCUCAGGAAUAAGGAGACAACGCUCCCGAGCAUCACACCCGAGACUGCGCCACCGAGCUCCAACCAAUCGACCCUCCACCAACCUCAACCCAGCUGCUUAUCAAUUCCAAGCAACUGCUCCUUCCAUUUCAAACUCAUCAGACGCGAACCAAUCAAACAAGUUAGAUCUCAGUAUUCCCGAAACCAUCGAAGGUUUCCCGCCGGUUAAUUCGUCCGGAUACGUCGUCCCUAUGAGUCCAGACGACACCAAUGAUUUCCGUACGACAACCAAUCCCCACCACCAAACAACCUUUCCCGCUGGACUCGGUAUACAAGAUCUCAACAGACCAGGCACAGAACCGGCAUUUGCAAACAACUAUCCAUCCUGGCAACUAGGACAAGAUCACACCGCAUCAACAGCAACAUCCCCGCACGAAAACAUCCAGAGUCCCUACUCCCAAGCCAGUAGCAACGGCACAGGAACCAUGAUCCCUGAAUCAUGGCAAGUUCCCUUAACAGCAGACUGGGAAUUCGGUGAAAAUCUAUGGGCAGGCCUCUUUCGCUCCGAGAGCAUAGGAAGUUCCAUGCAGCAGCCCUCCAUGCCAAUCUACAACGCGGACUCUUUCCUAAAUGGACCGUUGGAUCCGGAGGCAGUGAACAAUAACUUCGAGAACGAUCCUACUGGCUUUAUGGGCUAUGGGACUCAGACUAUGGGGUAUAACUUUAUGCCGACAGAAUUGCAGGAUCAAAGUCAGAGCCAAGGGCCUGGUCACUAUCCAAAUCAAAACCAAGGGGAUCAGGAUCCCGCUCAGUUUGGUUUUUCGAAUGGGUUUAUGGGUAUGUUCUAG
Molecule: messenger RNA, 2829 nt
Organism: Penicillium pulvis
Lineage: Eukaryota; Fungi; Ascomycota; Eurotiomycetes; Eurotiales; Aspergillaceae
Product: transcription factor domain-containing protein
Exons: 8
Coding region: 1-2829 (942 amino acids)
Biological process (GO): DNA-templated transcription; regulation of DNA-templated transcription
Molecular function (GO): DNA-binding transcription factor activity, RNA polymerase II-specific; DNA binding; zinc ion binding
Source: RefSeq, a predicted model, not a curated record